Hemicordylus capensis (graceful crag lizard) is the source of this 6286-nucleotide messenger RNA. RefSeq names its product sperm antigen with calponin homology and coiled-coil domains 1 like (gene SPECC1L). NCBI's taxonomy places the organism in Eukaryota, Metazoa, Chordata, Lepidosauria, Squamata, Cordylidae. Gene Ontology annotation, molecular function: protein binding. The transcript has 16 exons. The record is from RefSeq and is a predicted model, not a curated record. Bases 266 to 3622 code for a protein of 1118 amino acids. Gene Ontology annotation, cellular component: microtubule organizing center; filamentous actin. Gene Ontology annotation, biological process: actin cytoskeleton organization.
CACCUUAGUCGUGAUGGCUGUGUGGUGCCUCCAUAUUUAGAGGCUGUAUGCCACGGAAUAGGAGCUGCUUCUGGCCGGGGCGGGCAACAGCAGCGAGAGCGAUGGCCUAUUACUUGUGGACUCCCCCGUAUCCUCUGGCUAGCCACCGUGGGGAUGGGAUUCUCAACUAGACAAGCCUUUGGUCUUCAGAAGAACUCAAAACUCACGAGGAAUGUUGAAAGGAGUGGAAUUUAUUUGUAAAUGCAUAACAAACUGGUAGCCAAGAAUGAAGAAAGCAAGCCGGAGCGUUGGUUCAGCACCCAAAGUGCCUGGGAUCAAUAAAAUACAAGCAGUGGAAAAAACAAAGCCAGAAAACGGUUCUGCAGUCACUACAGUAACAAAGCUUUCAAAAACCGGGCCUUCGGCAUCCUUACUGAAGGCAAAGAGCAACGAUGAUCUUUUAGCUGGGAUGGCUGGCGGGGUGACAAUGAGCAACGGUGUCAAGGGGAAAAAGAGCACUUGCACUUCCUCCGCACCUUCCUCUGCAGGGACCACCAUGAACAGUCUGGAGAACAAGCCCAAGCCUGUUGCAGGAACAAGUUCUACAGCUAAGCGAAGCACUUCAUCUGGAAAUAAGGAGUCCAGUUCUUCUCGGGAAAGAGUUCGUGACCGUUCCCGGCUGACCCAAAGCAAAAAAUUGCCCCUUACUGGGCAGACAAGCAAUGAACCUGUCUUCGCAAAACGCUCUCGUAGCCGUACUAACCCAGAUUCUGAUGUCCGAAUGAGCAAGUCUAAGUCGGACAACCAGAUCAGUGACAAAGCGGUUUUAGAAGCAAAAGUGAAAGACCUUUUGACUUUAGCCAAAACGAAAGAUGUAGAGAUCUUGCACCUGAGGAAUGAGCUCCGAGAGAUGCGUGCUCAGCUAGGACUUAAUGAUGAUCACUCCGAGGGAGAUGAAAAAUCCGAGGGAAAAGAAAUCAUCGUUGUCCACCAACCAACCGAUGUAGAAUCAACGCUGCUGCAGUUGCAAGAGCAAAACUCUGCCAUCCGGGAGGAGCUCAACCAGCUGAAAAAUGAGAACCGGAUGUUGAAGGAUAGACUGAAUGCCCUUGGGUUUUCUCUGGAGCAGAGGCUGGAUAACUCAGAGAAGCUAUUUGGCUACCAGUCUUUGAGCCCAGAAAUCGCAGCUGGAAGCCACAGUGAUGGUGGGGGCACCCUCACGUCCUCGGUAGAAGGUUCUGCCCCGGGUUCCAUGGAAGACCUUCUGAGUCAGGAUGAGAACACCUUGAUGGACAAUCAGCACAGUAAUUCCAUGGAUAACUUGGACAGCGAGUGCAGUGAAGUGUAUCAGCCCCUCACGUCAAGUGAUGAUGCCUUAGAUGCUCCAUCGUCUUCAGAGUCGGAGGGCGUGCCGAGCAUAGAACGGUCAAGGAAGAGCAGCAGCGGCAAUGCCAGCGAAGUGUCCGUGGCCUGUUUGACGGAACGGAUACACCAGAUGGAAGAGAACCAGCAUAGUACCGCCGAAGAACUACAAGCGACUCUUCAGGAACUUGCAGACUUGCAGCAAAUUACUCAGGAGUUGAACAGCGAGAACGAACGGCUUGGAGAGGAAAAAGUUAUUCUGAUGGAAUCCUUGUGCCAGCAGAGCGAUAAGUUGGAGCAUUUCAGCCGGCAGAUCGAGUACUUCCGCUCCCUUCUAGACGAGCACCAUAUCUCUUACGUCAUCGAUGAAGACAUGAAAAGCGGGCGCUAUAUGGAACUGGAGCAACGCUACCUGGACCUUGCGGAGAACGCGCGUUUUGAAAGGGAGCAGCUCCUUGGCGUCCAGCAGCACCUGAGCAACACUUUGAAGAUGGCUGAGCAAGAUAACAAGGAAGCGCAAGAGAUGAUCGGGGCCCUGAAGGAACGGAACCACCACAUGGAGCGGAUCGUGGAGUCGGAGCAGAAGAGCAAGGCCGCGCUGGCAGCCACCUUGGAUGAGUACAAAGCCACCGUAGCCAGUGACCAGAUUGAGAUGAACCGGCUGAAGGCUCAGCUGGAGCACGAAAAGCAGAAAGUGACGGAGCUGUACUCCAUACACAACUCGGGUGACAAAUCGGACAUUCAAGACUUGCUAGAGAGCGUCAGGCUUGACAAAGAAAAAGCGGAGGCCUUGGCCAGCAGCCUGCAAGAGGAGCUCGCGCAUAUGCACAACGACGCCAAUCGCCUGCAAGACGCCAUCGCAAAGAUAGAAGAUGAAUACAGAGCUUUCCAAGCAGAAGCAAAGAAACAAAUUGAGGAUCUGAAUAUGACCUUAGAAAAGCUUCGAACGGAACUGGAGGAAAAAGAAACAGAAAGGAGUGAUAUGAAGGAAACUAUAUUUGAAUUGGAAGAUGAAGUCGAGCAACAUAGGGCUGUAAAACUCCACGACAACCUCAUCAUCUCUGACUUGGAGAAUACGGUUAAAAAGCUUCAAGACCAAAAACAUGAUAUGGAAAGAGAGAUCAAGACUCUGCAUCGGAGGCUCAGAGAGGAGUCUGCAGAAUGGCGGCAGUUCCAAGCCGACCUGCAGACUGCAGUGGUCAUAGCAAACGACAUCAAAUCUGAGGCGCAGGAAGAGAUUGGAGAUCUAAAGCGCAGGCUGCACGAAGCUCAGGAGAAGAACGAAAAGCUCUCCAAAGAGCUGGAGGAAAUCAAAUCUCGCAAGCAAGAAGAGGAGCGUGGCCGAGUGUACAAUUACAUGAAUGCCGUCGAAAGAGACCUGGCAGCCCUGAGACAAGGAAUGGGGUUGAGUCGCCGGUCAUCCACUUCUUCAGAACCCACGCCCACUGUCAAAACCCUCAUCAAAUCCUUUGACAGCGCCUCCCAAGUUCCUAGUCCUGCCGCAGCAGCCAUUCCUCGCACCCCGCUGAGCCCAAGCCCUCUGAAAACCCCUCCCGCCGCUGCAGUCUCCCCAAUGCAGAGGCAUUCCAUAAGUGGACCCAUCUCGGCUUCGAAACCCCUUACAACUCUGUCAGACAAAAGGCCAAGUUAUGCAGAAAUUCCCGUUCAAGAUCAUUUGUUGAGAACUUCCUCUACCAGCAGACCUGCUUCUCUGCCAAGAGUUCCUGCCAUGGAAAGUGCCAAAUCGAUCUCUGUGUCUCGGCGAAGCAGUGAAGAAAUCAAGCGGGACAUCACUGCACCGGAUGGAGCGACUCCAGCCUCUCUCAUGGCAAUGGGGACCACAUCGCCCCAGCUGUCUCUCUCCUCUUCGCCUACAGCGUCAGUCACGCCUACGACACGGAAUCGGAUAAGGGAGGAAAGGAAAGACCCUUUGUCUGCUCUGGCCAGAGAGUACGGGGGCUCCAAGAGGAAUGCUUUGCUGAAGUGGUGUCAGAAGAAAACGGAAGGCUACCAGAAUAUUGACAUCACCAACUUCAGCAGCAGCUGGAAUGACGGCUUAGCUUUCUGUGCAGUCCUCCAUACUUACCUCCCAGCUCACAUUCCCUAUCAGGAGCUGAACAGCCAGGACAAGAGAAGGAAUUUCACUCUGGCCUUCCAGGCAGCCGAAAGUGUGGGCAUCAAAUCGACUUUGGACAUUAACGAGAUGGUACGGACAGAGCGUCCAGACUGGCAGAACGUCAUGCUGUAUGUUACAGCGAUUUACAAAUACUUUGAAACCUGAGCGCCUCAGUAGGAAGAGAGAAUGUUCGGGGGAAGCAGGAACCCAAGUUGACACACUAAUCUCAACCGGCACCUUCCACCUCUUGACGGACCAUUUUGACCGGCUCGGGGAAGCAAGGUUUUGUUCCCACAGUGCUCAGGCAAACCCAGAUAGCUAGACGGAGUGGAGUAAAUUAUUGGCCUCCUGCGCCUGAGGAGCCUGGACUUUGAACAGAACCUUGCUAGGAACAGUGUCCUGAAGCUUUCAAACUUCUGUUGGAGAAGACAGAACUGAAGGGAUGCCAUUGAACGUGCAAGACUGCAUGAACCGCUGACAUUUGUAGGACUGUGUUGCGAAUACUUUUCUUCAGAUAAGAAAAACACCCCCAAAGUUUGGGUGAAUAAUUUACUCUCGGCACCCCCGAGUACAGGAAAAGCUCUGAAUCCUAACCGAAUGAUUGCCUUAUAAUAUCUCCACCUCUUUGAAGUGCACAAUUAUAGCAGGAAGUACAAGUUGUUGUUUUUUCCUCUGUCAAGCUCACGGAACUGAAGAACAGUGUCCGAGCCCCUCUGGCUCAUGAAACCCCGCUGCUCCCCUCUUCGGCUUCAGGGCCUGUGUUUUUCAGCCUACCUCUGCUCCACUGUAAUAUGGCUUCCAACUUUAUUCCUGGACGGAUUCCAGCAUAGCACUUGCAAUUCCUAACUUUCAGGAUAUUACCAUUUUAUCAAUACUUUGAACAUUUCUUGUGUGCUUCCAGAAGAAUUUGCUUUCUGUGGAAUUGACCUUUUCGUUGGCCUUGCUGGCAUCCUUGGCGAAGUGUAGGCUUUUCUUUGCAGACGUCCAGAUGAGGCAUCGCCCGAGAUGAAGAGGGUUGUGUUGGUCAUGGAAUAGGGUAAGCUCCUAUUCAGGGUGCUGUUAGCAAUAAUCACCUCUGGCCAGGCAGCUUUUCAGUGCGUUCUGUGCUGUGUAUCUUUGGAAUGGCCUUCCCUUGCAGGCCUUGCUGAAACGAAUGGAGUUAGUACAGACGGAAAUGGCUUUCCCCGUAAGCCUAGUUUAAAGCCUGUCUGGGAUUGACGCUGGUGAGAGAAGAAUGUGCAGAGUUCUGGCUGCUUGAACCGCGGUGUUGAAUCCCCCCAGCACAGCUCUCCGGGUGCAAAGUGCCUUACUGGGCCCUGAGACGAAAGCAGCAGCAGCAGCAGCAGCUCUGGGGCCCUGCACAGAAGACUGAACAGCUCCCAAGACAUCCAGCAGCAGCGAGCCCCGAAGGAAUGAGUGCUGGUUUGCAUGGCCCUUCUCAAGCCCAGAAGGCCUCUGGUUCUGCCAUUGCUUUCCUGGAUGGGCCCCUGCAGGCCGGGAACAGUGGGGGUCCUGGAAUGGUCGCUGCUGCUGCUGGGGUGGGUGGGGUGCAUAUGUUCUCCUUCUAACCGGCUCUGUGUUGGACUCUGCUCAUAAAUGCAUUUUGCUUUUCUUUUGCUUUUUUUUUUUGCUUUUUGUUUUUUUUUAACUCAACAGCCCCACGAGAAGCCAUCAUUUUUGCAAUUCCUUCUGUGUGCCUAUAACUCUCAAAGGACGCUUUGAAUGUCCUAGCUCUGCGAACUCUGAAGAAUGUGACCAACGCCGAGACAGUCUGUUGAAGGGCGGCCAGGCACAGGUGCCAAACGGUAUAUUGGGGUAGGCCAGAAUCAGCUCUGAAGAAUGUAGUCAGAAUUGGUUCCCUGGUGCCUCCUCGACUCUUGCCCAUGAGCGGCAGCGCCAGGAAUAAGGCCGCGGCGCUUGUGUGUGCCUGUGAAAUGCCAGGUCCUGCCUGCUCCGGGUCCUCCUUUCCUCUUCCUCAGAUUGUGAGGCUCAUGUUAAGGACUCCUGCAAGCAUCUCAAGGACAUUGGCCUGCGAGUAAACAGGGGCGAACUUUUCCUGAUGAGUCUUGUAAAAAUCCAGAUGAAGCACUCUCUCCUAAAGCUUUCCCCCGCCUUCUUGAGCCCUCAAAUGACACGAAAACAGCUUCCUCUUCUCAGUUCUGUGCUCUGCUUUGGUACAGAGGAGGUCGCUUUGGUCUCUCGCUUGUGAAGUUCAGAUGCCUUGCUCUGUGGUGUCCUAUUUAUUGCAUUAAAACGACAGUGAUGCCUUUUCCUCGUGAGCACCCUUCCCAUCAACAGCCACGUAUCCUGUGGACCGAACUUUUCAGCCCCCUGACAAUGAGACUAGCUUUGUGCACAUGAGCCCCUCCAGCUAAAGGAGCCCUCACAUGGGCAUUGAUGAGAGGAGAACUCACUUGUGCAGGGAAGCAAAGAGAAAAACGGCCUAGAGUGGGAGCAGAAUCAAAGCUGCUUUCUAGCUAGUGCAGUUCUGUGCCUUGCUUCCUUGCAGGGCGUAUCCGCAGCUUGUUAUGGUGAAGGAUGGACUAGAGAGAGAUUCUGCCACAGAGAGCAAUGACUUCAUCAUGACCAGAAGCACCCCACGGGACGCAAGAAAUUAAAUAAUUCCCACUCUACAGUGGAAGAUGGGCUUAAGGAGGACAUCUUUGCUCUUGGUUGAAUAAUUAGCUACAUAACCCUUCUUGAAAAGGUAUUAUUCAGUUGCUUAUCCGGCCUUAAAAAGACCAGUUCAGUUACAUGUGACUGUAAACUGCAUUCUUGCUGUUUUUCAAUUUUUUUUUUUUGUUGUUCCAUUAAAUAUUUUUGAAUAUA